AUGAAACCUAAACCAUUCAGUUUUAAAACACGGUUCCUGAGUUUCGUGAGAGGAAUUUUAGAUGCCUUAACGGGCGUGUUGUUCAAAUUGUACUACGGGACAAAGGUACGUGUUUCACCACCGAUAAAAGAGGAUAUUCUGAAACAACCGGCGAUUGAAGUUGCCAGAAAAAUAAGGAAUAAAGAGGUAUCCAGUGAAGAGGUUUUGAACAUUUGCAUACAAAGGAUAAAAGAAACAAAUAUAAUCACCAAUUAUUUUAUCGAAGAUCGGUUUAAAUUGGCUUUUAAGGAAGCGAAGGAUGCCGACGACCUUAUUAGAAACGGUUUCUUGUCAACCAGAUAUUUAGCACGAAAGAAACCUUUAUUAGGUGUACCGUUUACUACGAAGGACAGUAUUGGCGUGGAUGGACUUCAUAUGGCUGUUGGUGUUACAUCAAGAAAAUAUUGCAUAGCCGCGAAAGACGCUGAAGUGAUACAAUUGUUGAAAAAAAGUGGUGCAAUCAUCAUUGGAUUAACAAAUGUUCCAGAACUUUGCAUGUGGUAUGAAACCCACAACCAUUUGUAUGGUAGGACACUUAAUCCAUUCAAUACUACCCGUAUAGUUGGCGGGUCAUCGGGAGGUGAAGGUGUCAUACAAGCAGUUGGAGGCAGUAUAUUUGGAAUAGGCUCUGACAUAGGUGGUUCCAUUCGUAUGCCUGCUUUCUUUAAUGGGAUAUUUGGACACAAGCCCACGCGUCGUGCAGUGUCUAAUAUAGGACAAUAUCCUGAUAUCCACGAUGAUGCUACUAACUUAUAUUUAUGUGUUGGUCCCAUGACUAGAUAUGCUGUUGACUUAAAGCACAUUCAAAAGGUCAUAUCCGGGGAUUACGCAAAAAAUCUAAAUCUGGAAAAAACUGUGGACAUUAAAAAACUUAAUGUUUUUUAUCAGUUUAGUAAUGGUGCCCCGAUGAUGAGUGAUGUAGAUCCAGAAAUAAAAGAAGCAUUGCUAAAAGUUGUGAAACACUUCGAAUUGAAAUAUAAUAUCGCUGCUGAAGAAAAGAAAAUCGACUGGCUGAAACGAUCAUCACAGAUAUGGUUACAAACAUCGAAAACCGACAAAUCCUUCGCAGCUUAUAUUUUCAACAAUCCCAGCUUAGCCGCAAUUGCCAUAGAGAUAUUCAAAAAUAUCCUAGGCUUAUCAGGAAAUACUUUGGCAGCUCUUUUGGUAGCGUUAAGUGAUCGCCAAAAAUUUAAUCCUGAUAGUGAUAAACAUAAAUAUUUUAUGGAAGCUCGUGAUCAUUUAGAAGAGUUAUUUAAGAACAUGCUUAAGGAAAAUGGCGUAUUUCUGUUUCCUACACAUCCAGUGCCAGCGCCCUAUCAUAACCAGCCUCUGAUAAGGUCUUUGAAUUUUAUGUACACAGCUAUAAUAAACAGUCUGGGCUUCCCUGCAACGGCUAUACCUCUGGGACUUAACAAAGACGGUUUACCCAUAGGGAUUCAAGUAGUAGCCAAUAUAAAUAAUGACAGGCUAUGCUUCGCAGUAGCAGAAGAGUUAGAAAAUGCAUUCGGAGGUUGGAUAGAACCUAAUGGCGGAUAA
Molecule: messenger RNA, 1575 nt
Organism: Pararge aegeria (speckled wood butterfly)
Lineage: Eukaryota; Metazoa; Arthropoda; Insecta; Lepidoptera; Nymphalidae
Product: fatty-acid amide hydrolase 2-A-like
Exons: 6
Coding region: 1-1575 (524 amino acids)
Source: RefSeq, a predicted model, not a curated record